AUGAGUUCUGAUAAAGCAAAAGCGUUUGAUGCUCAAUUUCCAACUUACAAAUCGGAAUUCCAAAUUCCAACAUUUGAGUCGCUAGGCAUACAGAAUUCGAAAUAUUCACCAGAGACUAACUCGAUAUACUUGUGUGGUAACUCUCUUGGAUUGAUGCCUCGCAACACCACUGAACUAAUCAAUCGUGAACUUCAAGCAUGGUCUAGCCGAGGAGUCGAGGCUCAUUUCAAUCAUAGUCACCCACAAGGAACGGAUUGGGUGGAUAUUGACCUACCACUCUUACCAUUGCUUGCUCCAUUGGUUGGCGCCAAGCAAAAUGAAGUCGCUGUCAUGGGAUCGCUCACCUCGAAUCUAAAUGCUUUAUUAAUUCACUUUUAUAAACCAAAGGGCAAGAGAACAAAGAUUUUGUUUGAAAAACAAGCAUUUCCCUCAGAUUAUUAUGCAUUCUUGAAUAUUGUGCAGGUUUUCGGAUACGACGCAAGUCAUUUAAUCCAAAUUGAAAUCCCAAAGGGUGAGACAUACAUAAAGACGGAGACUAUUUUGGACGUGUUUGACAAAUAUGAGGAUGAAAUUGCUAUAGUGUGUUUACCUGGUAUACAGUACUAUACUGGUCAAUUCUUUGAUAUUGCAAAAAUCACAAAGCACGUCAAAACGAGUGCACCUGAUGUGGUUGUAGGGUGGGAUCUUGCACAUGCUGUGGGAAAUGUACCACUAUCGUUGCAUGAUUGGGGAGUUGACUUUGCAGCGUGGUGUUCAUAUAAAUACUUGAAUGCCGGCCCCGGUGCUAUUGCUGGAAUAUUUGUUAAUGAAAAAUAUACGGAACAGAAUAAGCCAGAAAAUUACAAACCUAGGUUAGCUGGUUGGUGGGGCAAUAAUAGCUCGCAAAGGUUUCAGAUGUUGGAAAAGUUUGACCCCAUUGCGUCUGCAUUGAGUUAUCGCCAACUGAACCCAAGUGUUUUGGAUUGCGUGGCUCUAAAAUCAUCCUUGGAGAUAUUCAACAAGGUUGGUGGCAUGCUGUCAUUGAGAGACAAAAGUUUGGCAAUGACUCAAUUUUUACAAGACAUAUUGACCAAAAGCAAUUAUUACAUUGAACAAGGUGAGACUGAUGUAAACAAGUUUGGGUUCAAGAUAAUUACUCCUUUGGACCCAAAUCAGAGAGGAUGUCAAUUGAGUUUGUUAUUCCAACCGCAUAGAGACGAAAAGAAACAAAAUGUAAUGGAAAGAGUCUUUGAAUAUUUGCAUCAACAUGCAAUCAUUUGUGAUGAGAGAAGACCCGAUGUAAUUAGAUUGGCGCCAUUGCCAUUGUAUAAUACGUUUGAGGAGACUCGAAUAGGUGCUACUAGGCUUUUGGAAGCAUUGGAGGCUAUCAAGGAUGACUAUAUUUAA
Messenger RNA from Lodderomyces elongisporus, 1386 nucleotides. It is a transcript of the gene BNA5, whose product is annotated as kynureninase. Gene Ontology annotation, biological process: NAD+ biosynthetic process. Gene Ontology annotation, cellular component: cytoplasm. Bases 1 to 1386 code for a protein of 461 amino acids. Lineage: Eukaryota; Fungi; Ascomycota; Pichiomycetes; Serinales; Debaryomycetaceae. The transcript has a single exon. The record is from RefSeq and is a predicted model, not a curated record. Gene Ontology annotation, molecular function: kynureninase activity; pyridoxal phosphate binding.